GGCCGCGCUGGGUUUGGAAUCGCAGAAUUGUUUAGGGUGGAAAAAAAAAAAAAAAAACUAGAUCAGCAUCGAGCCCAGCCACUCUGCAGCGCUGCCAAGGCCACCGCAGACCCUUGUGCCCAUGUGCCACAUCCUCACGGCGGUUAAACCCCUCCGGAAUGGGCCCUGAGCAGGUUUUAUUUGGGAAGUUUAACCCUUUCCAGAGGCGCCCUGGGGAGCUGCAGGCGGGGCCGGUCCGCACAAGCCGCGCCGGGCAGAGCUGCACCCGUCGGAUGUGACUCAACCCCGGCUCAUCCCGCUCCUCCCCUGCCCCGCCGGUGCCUCUCCGGUGUCCCCGCCGCCCGUGGGACCCUCUCUGCCAUCGGUACUGUCGUGACCGAAGCCGCUCCGGAGCCAGAGCUGCCCCYGUGCUCCGCAUGGACCCCCCGGCGCCGGAUGGGGCUGAGGCACCGCUGGAGGGGGGASCCGAGGAUGAGGAGCCCGAGGGGUCGCAGCGCCCGGCGGGGCGGUGGUCGGGACCCGAGGUGCGCUCCUGGCUGGCGGCGCACGGGGCCGGGGCGCUGGCGGAGCGGGCUCGGGAUCAUUUCCUGACGGGCCGAGCGCUGCUGCGCCUCACCGAGGGGUCCCUGAGGCGUUUGGGGGUCACCCCGAGGAGCCGCCGGCGGGAGCUGCUGCGGGAGCUGCUGCGGCUGCGGCUGCAGCACGAGAUGCAGGAGCUGCGGAGCAUCGCGGGCGGGUUUGCAGCGAGCAGUGAAGAUCUCCAGACAGAUGGGACUGGACUCACCAAGGCACGAGUUCCAACCAGGACAYUGAGUCUGCUUGAGAAACUGAGGCACAGCUCCACUCCAGUCAAAGGGGAAGGGACCUUUCCAWGUGCUGUUGACAACUUUUACUGCGAUGAAACUGGGCAGAGUGAAAUUAUGGAUACAAAYUUCCAGAAUUAAAAGGGCUGAAUCACCUUGGGAAGAAGGCACGAGUUUGUCAAAACUGUUUUACAAAACCCAAUGGCACCAGACUUUGUUUCAGCAUCCCCAGGAGUGUUGGUUUGAGCCCUGGCUGAACACCGAGACAUCCACAGGAGGCCAGGGAGGAGGGGGAACCUAAUUAACACAAGGAUUAAUGAGCUUUAAAUAAGAAAUGGAGGGAAAGGUAGGUGUGGGAAUCCAGCAACAGACUGCGGGCAGCCUCUCAUUGUGGCCUUGAGUGUUACAGAUAAACAGAUAAAAUUUGAGAUAAAUAAAGCCAUGGAACGUGAAUUGUGUGCGAGCCAGUUAGAAAAAGAGCUCAGCUGCUGUCAAAGGAGAAAUUCGAGUACAUGAGGAGCAUUUUUAAGAGCUGAAUGAUCUCCUGCUGGGAUGAAGAGUGCAGGAAGGAGCUGCUGUUAAAGAAGAUGUUUGGGUACCAGCUGAGGGCAUUUGUGGAGGAGUCACGGAAGAUUUUGGAGAGGAAGAGCGUCAUGGUUUUACUUGGUCUGAUUUUUGGUGGUGGGGGGAUGGGACCAAGAAACCACAAAGAUGGCUCCUGUGAGGAAGUUCUAGAAGCUUUCUCCUUCUUCUCCAGCAAAAGGAGCCCUACCCCCUGUGUUUUAGAACCAAUCCAUUGUGGCUCUGAGGUUGAUGGACAGGCUGCCCAUCAGGCUGGGCUAAUUGCACAGGUUGGUUACACCUCUGUGAUGACAUAUUAUGUAGUAUUUAAGAAGAAUUCAAAACAUGAUAGAGGGAGGCCGCCAUGUUAGCUUUAGGUUGUUAGUAUGUAGUUUUAGUAUCAUGCACUGGAAAAAUAACAGAGCAGGAGGGUGAGGAGAUGUAAGAAAAAAAAUGGAGACCGGAGAUCAGUAAGGAGAAGACUGGAUGAUUGCUGUGCUGUGCUGUGGUUCUUGAACAUGGAGAAAAUAAGUGUCUAGGAAAGGACUAUUUCAUUAUUGAGAGAGACCUGAAUAGGAAAAAAAGAGAGUGACCCUGCUCUGAGG
Molecule: messenger RNA, 1969 nt
Organism: Malurus melanocephalus (red-backed fairy wren)
Lineage: Eukaryota; Metazoa; Chordata; Aves; Passeriformes; Maluridae
Product: sterile alpha motif domain-containing protein 12-like
Exons: 4
Coding region: 417-944 (175 amino acids)
Biological process (GO): cell surface receptor protein tyrosine kinase signaling pathway
Cellular component (GO): cytoplasmic side of plasma membrane
Molecular function (GO): protein binding
Source: RefSeq, a predicted model, not a curated record